This is a messenger RNA of Myotis myotis, 4919 nucleotides long. RefSeq names its product TNF superfamily member 8 (gene TNFSF8). The transcript has 4 exons. NCBI's taxonomy places the organism in Eukaryota, Metazoa, Chordata, Mammalia, Chiroptera, Vespertilionidae. The coding region runs from base 313 to 1017 and encodes 234 amino acids. Gene Ontology annotation, biological process: CD8-positive, alpha-beta T cell differentiation; immune response. The record is from RefSeq and is a predicted model, not a curated record. Gene Ontology annotation, cellular component: membrane. Gene Ontology annotation, molecular function: tumor necrosis factor receptor binding.
CACACACACCAGAAUAGGGAAACCGUCAUUUUCCUACUCGCCCUCUGACAUCAGCCACCUCCUGAGUCGCUGCAGUGUGUCUGCGCUAAACCUAAUCCCUGGCGAUGAAAAAUGAGCCUCUCCCCCACUCGUGCUGCUGCCUUGCGCCUCACGCCCCCAGAGAAGAGUUUCUUUGUGAGGCAGCUGGUGAAGGUUUUUUUCCAAGUCACAUGAUCCAGGAUGCAGGGGAGAAUCCUUCUUGGAACCGAGAUGGGCCCAGAACCGGAGCAGAUGUGGAGCGAUAAGGUGUGAUGUGGGGAAGACUAUAUAAGAAUGGGCCCUGGGCUGCAGCGAGCACUCCACCGAGUGGCCCCUUCUCAAGACACAGCCAUGCACGAGCCAGCAGGCUCCGUCGCCAGCCACUGGGGGACCACGAGCCGCAGUUACUUCUACUUCACCACGGCCACGCUGGCUGUGUGUCUCAUCUUUGCUGUGGCGACCAUCAUGGUGCUGGUGGUUCAGAAGUCGGACUCCAUUCCAACUCCCCCAGGAAUAUUCCCCCUUAAAGGAGGAAACUGCUCAGAGGACAUCUUAUGUAUCCUGCAGAGGGCUCCGUUCAAGAAGUCAUGGGCCUACCUCCAAGUGUCAAAGCACAUAAACAAAACCAAGUUGUCUUGGAACCAAGAUGGCAUUGUCCAUGGACUCAGAUAUCAUGAUGGGAACCUGGUGAUCCAGUUUCCAGGUUGGUACUUCAUUAUUUGCCAACUGCAGUUUCUGGUGGAAUGCCCAGAACAUUCUGUCGACCUAAAAUUGGAACUUCUCAUCAACCAAGAUGUCAAAAGGCAGACUUUGGUGACAGUGUGCGAGUCUGGAGUACAAACCAAAAACAUAUACCAGAACCUCUCUCAGUUCCUGCUAGAGCACCUCCAGGUCAAUACCACCAUCUCGGUCAAGGUGGAUAAGUUCCAGUAUGUGGAUACAAACACCUUUCCCCUUGAGAAUGUACUAUCCAUCUUCUUAUACAGUAGUUCAGACUGAACCCUUUCUCCUGGCCUCUACCAUACAACACCUCAUCCAUCCAAACACUUGGGCAAAAAGGAAACUAGACCAAGACUGAAACCACAAAGGGUAUUACAUAGUAUGCUUCUCCUUCUGUCUCUUGGAAAGAUACAGCUCCAGGGUUAAAAAGAGAGUUUUGAGUGAAGUGUCUUUCAGAGAGAAGGCAAGGAAGCAAUGUCGUGUGGUGGACAGAGCCCCCAAAGGGAAUCAGAAGGGACGGAUGUAUGUUCCAACCACUAACUCACUGUAUGACCUGGACCUAUUCCUUUCCCCUCCUUGGAACUCAGGAUCCACGUCUGAAAAAUGAAGGGGCUGGAUUCGAGUCUCUCCAAAGUCUCCUCCAUCUCAGAAGACCAGCCUCUCUCAUCACAGACCUGGAUUCCAGACAGAGUUCUGGAAGCCCCCAACCAAAGGGAAGGCCCCCCACCAGUGUGAAACCAAUGGUACUGGCAGCAUCUGGCUGCACACCACCUCAGCAGAGUCAGAAUUUGGAGACAAAGUUCAGGACACCUGCCAAAUGGUGUGAAUUGUAGGACCUAAAAUGCAUAAGAAAGGACUGCCAAACUGACCACCCAGAACCGAAGAGGCCUUGUGGAUAUUUGGGAAACCAUCUGAUCAGGUUUGACUCCAUUCCAGUUAAGAUGGACAAGAACUCAACAACAGAGAGUUUCUGUUUCCUGUCAGAAAAGUGCUAUGCCUUCAGCACACUCUCAAAUCAUCGUGCAAUGGGCAGAAGAUGCAAUCAUUUGGUCAGGGCAUAGCUGCUGCCAUCUCCCACAUGAUCUCAUCCUGCUCCCUGCUUCAAACACCUCUCAGAAAAUCAUUUCUGUGGGAGCUUUUAAGGCCCCACAAAGUUGUUGACAGACAAUGACAACCUUGGAAAUGGCAUAAAGAACUUCUCUGCACAAUGACAACCUCGUCUCCUGAUUUGGAUAACUAGGAGAUUCUCUAGCUCCAUCAACCCUUACAACUGUACAUCAUCUCUGAAGCAGCAUCUUAUUGUUUGAAAGUUCCACUGGACUUAAAGUGUAAGCUGCUGAGGUUAUUCCUCAGAAAGAAAAGGGGCUCUUAACUGCUACACAAAAGAAUGAAACAAAAUUUGCAUGUUUCUCAAGAAGGAGGAGAGAAAAGAAAGGUGUCAAAAUUCAGGAAAGUUUGUUAAAGUUUAGAAAAGAUCUAAAAGAAGGGAAAAAAUCAGCAGGGGUGGUAUGGAUGAGAAGGACUUGGGAGAACAGAAAAGACUAAAGGGAAAUUUUAAGUCCUUUGCUGAACAGCAUGCUCUGUUGCCUCCUCCUAGGUCAGUGAAAUACUCAGUAAAAGUCUACAUUUCUCUUAAAUGCUUCUGUGAGUAGAUUCUUGGGGAGCAGUGUGCAUUGGAAGAGGUGUUGCACUCAGCAAGACAAGAGAUACGUGAUAAUAACACAGACAGGUUUUGAGGGCCAAAAGCUAGAGAAUAAGGUGGCCUGUGGGCAUUUGAGUUCUACCCUAACUCUGUAAGACAAAUUAAUCUUGCUUUAAACCAAGUCAUUCAUGCACUCCUGGAAAGGUAUCUGCAACCUAAGCAAAUGUCAACGAAGCAAUUUUUUACUGUUUCAUAUUCCAACUCGAGAAAGGUUUCCUUUGCACUUUUUACCAGCCAUCCUCUGAGCAGAGGUGCCUGACUUUGACAUUGUGAGUGAUUCUCAAUAUUAGUCUCUAUCAAGCAAUACUCUCAAAGCCAACAGCUGAAGACAUAGGGAGCGCAGUUUAAAAGGAAUCUUGUAGCAAGACAAAAUAAUAAGAGAAUAAUCUUUAGUAAUUCACCUGAUAUGUAGGGGGUGGACAAACUAAGAAGUUCAAAACUAAAUUCUGUUACUCUCUGAGGGUUAACCAGCCCCCUGGGAAUAUUAUGAGCAAAUGGCACAAUCUAUGCAAAUAAAAUAAAUGAUUUUUGUAACUGGGAAUUCAGGCUACCUGAAACAUAUAUCUCUUUGGUAAAAACUCAACUGCUCUUUCCUCCACUCCCCAAUACAUACAUACAUACAUACAUACACAUACACACACACACUAUACUUGUAAAACUUGUAGAGGAGGAUGAGUUGAUUAAAAAAGUAACAAGUCAAUGAAGACUAACUGUAUUCCUGCCCUUGGGAAAAUUCAUACCACUGAUUAUUCUGACACAAGGCCAGAGCCUUUCAGUCAAGAAGAUACAGUAGUCAUUUGUAUCAUCUCUGGAAAGAUCCUGAGAGAUCAGCAGAGCCAACGUUUGAAAGGAAGUCCAGUGAAAGGCAGGGGCUUGUCAAGUCCUUACACAUGAUUAGUAGCAGAGCCAGGAAUGGAGUCCAGCUUCCUGUCUCCACUAUUUCCCAUUGGGCUUUAUUGGUCCCCUCCAUAGCCUUUCUCUAAAAAAAAAAAUUAUAUAUGUCUCAGAGAGGAAGGGAGAGGGAGAGAGAGAUAGAAACAUCAAUGAUGAGAGAGAAUCAUUGAUCGGCUGCCUCCUGUAUGCCCCCUACUGAGGAUGGAGCCGCAACCCAGGCAUAUGCCCUGACUGGGAAUUGAACCGGUGACCUCCUGGUUCCUGGGUCUACGCUCAAACACUGAGCCACACCCAGCUGGGCAGCCUUUCUGUAAUUCCUCAGGUUACAGCUUUGGAGCCCUGCAUUGGAGCAGCCAGUGUUCAGGGCUGUCCCCUGUUCUGCCUCUGCCACUCCAGUCACUGCUGGAUGAUCAUGCUAAUGUGAGACACAGAUGGUCUCCAGAUUCAAUAAGUGGCCAAAUCCAGAAAAAGGUUCGAGUCCCAUGAUAUAAAGUUCUUUCUCAGAAACUGAAGAAAUAUGUAAGCCAAUAAAAAAAAGUUUGUUUAAAUUUGAAGUUAUACAUAUGUGUAUAUGUGUAUAUGCAUAUGUGUGUAUACUAUGUGCGUGCGCACAUGUGUAUAUACAUGUGUGCGCAUGUGUGUAUUAUACAUUUAUGUGUAUUAUAUAUACAUGUAGUAUGUGUGUGUGUGUACUUCUCCCUAAUUGCUUUAAAGGUCAUCUGCUUAAUCCAGGGGUGGGCAAACUUUUUGACUCAAGGGCCACAAUGGGUUCUUAAACUGGACCGGAGGGCCGGAACAAAAGCAUGGAUGGAGUGUUUGUGUGAACUAAUAUAAAUUCAAAGUAAACAUCAUUACAUAAAAGGGUACGGUCUUUUUUUUUUUUAGUUUUAUUCAUUUCAAACGGGCCGGAUCCAGCCCGAGGGCCGUAGUUUGCCCACGGCUGGCUUAAUCAGAGGUCAGGGGAGGAAGCCUGAUUCUUGCUCUGGGCAUUAUAAAAUGUAUAUUCAUUUGUAAAUAUUUUUUAAUUAUAGAAAGAACAGAAAAUAGUAUUUUUCCCAUGCCUCACCAGCUAAUUUAAUAACUAUUAAUAUGUUACUAUAUGUCUCUGCUUCUGUUUAAAAAGAAAAUAAUCCAUAUAGAGCUAAAAUCUCAACCCUCCAUCCACGUUCCUACACGCUCCUCAGAGAAAAGCCCUUGCCUGGAAGUUUGUGUGUCUCCUCCGCUUACAUAAAUUUAUACUUGCUCUCCCAUUAGACUAUAUAAGAGAGUUUUGUGUGGAUUUUAACAUUUCAAUAAACAAUAUCAUACUUUAUAUAACAUUUUGUGCUUGAGUUUUUUUCACAUAACCUUAGGUUUUUGAGAUUCAUGCAGAUUGAUACAUGUAGAUCGAGCUCAUUCAUUUAAUUGCCACCUAUUGGUAUUUCCUUGUUUAACUAUACACAGUUUGCCCAUUUUUCUAUGGAUGCACAUUCAGUUUGUCUCCUGAGUUAGCUGCAAUAAAGUCCACCAUCCUGAACAGCUCCCACCCCUUAUUGCCAGUUUUCUAUGCAACAAAAUACUCUUUAAAAAUGAUAGAGUGGUUCCU